Messenger RNA from Pleurotus ostreatus (oyster mushroom), 2847 nucleotides. RefSeq lists its product as uncharacterized. Gene Ontology annotation, biological process: protein localization to prospore membrane; ascospore-type prospore membrane formation. Gene Ontology annotation, cellular component: prospore membrane. The record is from RefSeq and is a predicted model, not a curated record. The transcript is spliced from 8 exons. NCBI's taxonomy places the organism in Eukaryota, Fungi, Basidiomycota, Agaricomycetes, Agaricales, Pleurotaceae. Bases 1 to 2847 code for a protein of 948 amino acids.
AUGACCACCGCCGCUGGCUCGCCGCACCAUGCCCAUAACCACAGACGCAUCUUUAUAGGACCCCUCCCGGAGAAGGUCGUUACCCAGCAAGAACAGCUGCAAAGCCGAGCGAACAGUUUCGUGACCGAGGCCAUCAAACGCAAUGCAUUUCACUUGUUCAUCUCCAGAGGCGGUAGGCAGGAAGACUGGCGUGAAAGCGAUGAGCAAAGUAUCGUCAACGAGAUGAUGAGUCGCUGGCAGGACUCUGAAUGGGGUCGCUUUUGGCGACGCAGGAAGGAGAACAAGGAUGCGAAGGCGCAAGUUACACGCUGGGUUGGAGGCACCUUCGAAGUUGGCACCGUCGUUGAAGGGGUGAACUUGCUGCAGGUCCCCCCGAGUAUUACGGGCGACGGUACGCCUUCAUCACCCUUUGCCGACGAAGGAACGUUCAUUACUGCCCAUACGGACUUUUCGCCCGGAUAUUCCUUGGGUGCAUCAUCGGACAACCUCAAAUUACCCUCAGUUUUCAACCAAAACGCUAGCGAUAGUCCUAGCUCCAGUACAGCUCUAUUGCGACCAUCCUUGGGCCGCCGUCAAGACGCGCGACCCAGUAAAGCACAGAGCGAGCCACUUCGUCGACCUAUCAUCAAAUUGCCGUCCUCGUUUGGUGCGAGGAGCAGUACACACCAUCAUCUGAAACCCCUCCGCCUGAAUAAAGGCAAAGCGAAGGCCGUUCACUAUGCCGAUCUAGUCAGCUCCAGUGCUGAGCCCCCGCCGGCGCCACAGAGCGCAACGGAGGACACCAGUGCUGGUGUCACUGAUGGACCUGCGAAGGAGGAUGAAGUUGUCAUGAGCGAUAGGAUGCUUGUCCGGGUUGACUAUACACGGUUGGGUGUCGGUCCGACGUACGACGAAGUAGAGAACCGGACGGCGAGGCACCUCUCGCCAGAAGCGUUCAAAGAGUUCAUAGUAAUUUGGCGGCAUAACCGGAUAGAGUUGUACGAUAACUACCAUCUGCCGGGGAAAGCGUGGUUUACUGGCCACCAACACCUUGCCUUCCUCAUCCCUCUGGAGCCUUCGACGCAUCUCUCGCUGUAUUCGUUCGUCGAUAUGUCUUUCUGCCUAGCUUGCCAACCCACUUCUACAAGCGUCGCGUCGGGAGGGAAGUCCCGUUGGCCGUUUCGCAGGAGCAAGGACGGCCAAAACGUGUUUAUCUGCAAGCUAAAGAGCCGGUCGCGUGCAGCGGAUUGGAUGUGGCAAAUAUGGCGCCGUCUCGAUGGCAAGAUCCCGCCAAUGAUUGAGAUCCGUAAUCCUGUGAUGGACACCCGCGUGCGCGUGCAAGUACCGUCUAUUGAUAUGGAGAUGGCUUUCAAGACGUUCAGCCGUCAUAAUGUCAUCGAGCUAGUGAGGUCCGAGUUGAUGAAUGAACCACACUGGAGGCUCCUGAUCGAGAGCCAAUUGGACCAAGGCAAAUCCUUGGAAUUGGCAUGGCGAAACGGGACGACGUUAGAUUGGGUGUGGCUAGACAGUGAUGUCAACGGCAAGGAGAGGCCUUGGGAAGUCCUGUGCGGGCUUGCCUUCAACCAAUCUUCGCAGCUUUGUCGGUUGGAAAUUCGUCUAGGUGAACACAAGACUACGGCCAUUCGUUCAGCUAACGGCGAAAAAAUAACUGCCCCACCGUCCAUCGAAGGGUACCUCGAUCGUAUCAAGCCCAACACCGGUGCACGCGCGAAGGUGUACCUAGUGACACACGACGGAAGUCUAUUUUCCAUAGCGCCCUCGCGCGCCUACCCGCCAGCCCCGCCAGGGCUGCAAGGCGUCGGGGACUCGCUCAAAGAGACUGAGGUCAUACGCGGUGCUAUGCAGAUCAUGGCAGCCACUGGGGUGAUCGACGUGCGGAAUAUCCUUACUGUGCGCCAGGCCUUCCAGCCUACCCCGCUGCAUACCCAUACCGAAGUCGACGGAGGAACGCCAUCGAAUGACGAUUGGGCGAAUGUGUGGUCCCGUGAAGAAGAGCACGAUCAGAGCGAGGACGAGGACGCGGACGGGGGUGGCGACGAAGCGUUGAGCAGGGCGGUCGACAAGGGCAGACUGCGGAUGAAACGGUCCUUCGAAUUGCUGCUGAAGAACGAGCGCGUUAUCAGGUUCGAGGCAUACUCCCGCCGCUCAGCGAUGGAGUGGAUACGGGGCCUUCGCGCGCUCUUGUCAUAUUGGAGGCAGCGACAUCGACACGAUGCACUGGAGGAAAUGGAAAUCGCGCGAGCUAAUGACCCAAUGCCCAGCUUGAGCAUGACCUUCAACCGGUGCGUUCUCGAUGGCUGUAACUCGAUCAUUCGCGGUGGGAAGCUAUUUAUGCGCCGAGGCCUGUACGGCGAAUACAAAUUGGUCCAACUCUUCCUCGUCGCAGGCCACCUCGUGUGGUUCCGCGUGAAGGCUAACUCACAGCUCAAUCGCCGAGCGCGAAAGAAGAUCGGCCUGCUCGAUGCGUACGUCGGCUCCGGGUACUUUGCUGUGACGAUCCUUCCCAGGGGGCAAUACAAGGCCGAUACGUCGUUGCCUCGGCGAUACCAGGACGGUUUGGAAGCCGAUGAUCCAGAAGAAGAUACUAUCUUCGCAGUGUGGUAUCUUUCGACCACAGGCGACGCAUCAUACAAACCAGGAGAGAUCGGAACACAGGUCGAGGUCCCGGGUGCCGGGUCAGUACCCCCGCUAUCUGUCAAGAGGAAGGUCGCGGUGUUCAGGACGAGGAGCAAAAUCGAGAGGAACACAUGGUGUUGGGCUCUCAACUGUGAGAUCGAGAAACUCGUCAGGGCUCAAAAGGAUAGGGAGAGUAAGUUGAGGGGGGUCGCCGCAGUCGCACAGUCGUAA